Symbiodinium sp. CCMP2592 is the source of this 699-nucleotide messenger RNA. Lineage: Eukaryota; Dinophyceae; Suessiales; Symbiodiniaceae. The record is from the annotation of a GenBank genome assembly.
AUGCCAGGGGAAUUGUGUCGGCUACGUGCUCGGUACCAGCGGGCUGAAAGGACGGAUCCAUUGGAUGAUCAGGACUCAGGUGGCGACGGCGAUGACCGUGAUCCCGACGGCAUCGAUGACGACGCUGACAUGCUUGGGGACGACGUCGACGAGAAUAUGCCGGGGUCCCAAGGCCAGGAAACGAACCGCCUAGACAAUGAACAGCUCAUGCGUCUGUUGCUGGGGUUGGAUGACUUUGGUGACGAAGGGAACGACGAAGAUGACGUAGAUGACAUGGCUGAGCUGGAGGGCUUGAACGUGAAGAUCGCAGCAACAGCGGCAGACAUGAAGCUUCCCGGCAUGGGCACCAAGGUGGAAGGUCGCCAUGACGAGCUUCUUGCUGCUGAAGCAUCCAGUGUGUUGGCGCCAGUAGAUCAAGAGACCGAAGCCUUUCUGCAAGAGCUUUUUGUGAACGGGUUGGGCCAAACUUCCAUCAACGAGGACGAGGUGCAUUCCUCCAGCUUGCGACCGGAUGUCGUAACUGAUCAGGGUGAUCAAGCAUCAGGUGCGGCAACCCAGCCGCGGACUGUAGAUGAUGACGAUGCCAAAUCGUUCUGGCAGAAAUGGCAGGCUGCGAUGCGGAUGACCUGCGAAGCUCUACAACAUCGUGACAGAGAGUGCACGAGACCGUUGGGCGACAACAGCAUCCGGGCUGCCUAG